Ictalurus punctatus (channel catfish) is the source of this 6622-nucleotide messenger RNA. RefSeq lists its product as uncharacterized. Lineage: Eukaryota; Metazoa; Chordata; Actinopteri; Siluriformes; Ictaluridae. Bases 228 to 5324 code for a protein of 1698 amino acids. The transcript has 21 exons. The record is from RefSeq and is a predicted model, not a curated record.
CUGUGCUCGUGCAGUACACCGGGACUUUUUGAGCUCGCGCUGGUCAUCACACCGGAGCAACAUGGCGCUGAGCGCGCGCAUCUUCGAGUCUACAAAGAAUUGUGAAGGAAAAGGAGCCGUUUCCUGUCAGGAUUCAUAAAUAAACACCGGAACUCGGUCUGGAAGCGGCGGAGGCUCGCGCCAACAUGAGCGACUCUACUACAGGGCUGCAGUGUUUAUAAAAGCAGAUGACUCUGAAGAUGAUCAAUGGAAACUUGAAGGUGAAGUUCUGUCCGUCUCUCCCCUCAGAGCGCGUGCUCUGCUCCGGUGCCGUCGUGUUCCCCGGUGUGUUUGAUCAGCUCGGAUGUGCGCUGGUCAUUUUUCCCUCGGAGUUUCAGGAUAAACUGCUGUGUGAUGUCACUAAAGAGGAAGUGGCGGAGUUUGUGUUUUAUUGUCAGCGGCUGCACAGUAAGAGCCGCUCGGAGAGUCUGGUGUCCGUCGUCGCUGAUCUGAGAGACGCUUCCCUCGCCGUGACGAGACGCGUGGCCGAAAUCCUCCUGCUGCUGCAGCUCCACCAGCGCACCGUGCACUCGCUCUAUGCCGUGCAGCCCAGAAAGAGAGACGCCCAGAAGCUGCUGCAGAAACUCCUGAGUCCGUCCAAACGCUCGGCCACGCCCCUGCUGCUGAAGUGUGUGUUCCUCAGAGAAGUGUUCGAGCUGAGUAACUACGUGGACCGCAGUCAGCUGCCCGCGAGUCUGGGAGGAUAUUUUAUCUACAGCCAUGAGAGCUGGGUCUCCUUCAUCAAAGAGAUGGACGGUUUUGUGCGGGAGUUUGUGUCUGUGGUGAGGAAGUUGCCGGUGUGUAUCGGCGCUCUGCAGGACUUCUCGACUCUCUCGGUUCCUAGCGAGUACGAGCCUCUGGCAGUUUUCUGCUCCACGAACGAGGCGCGACUCGAGCGUCUGCGCAGGGAUCUGGGUCUGGACGCCUUGUUGAGGAGGUGUGAGUGUGUGUUGGAGAAGUUUCGUUAUCCUGAGAGGGACCCAUGUUACCAGGCCAUGGUGGGAACCGUGCUCUUCACACACACUGCUCUGGAGAUGCUGCAGAACUACGACAGAAUCCGGGCGGCGGUGGAGAAAGUGGAGUUGCUGUGGAGACGUGUUUUCUCCAACGCUCGUCUCCAGCUGCACGUCCUCCAGCUUCAGAGAGAUGCACAACAGGUUGUGUGUGAGAUGCAGCAGGUUCUGCAGAAGAUGCAGUCGUACACACCGGAGACGCUUCGAGACUCGGACCGAGCCGAGACGCUGCGGCUGGAGUUCGACACGUCUGUUCACUCUCACGUCACGGCACUGGUGCGUCGUGCUGAGGAUGUGUUAAACAGUGUAUCGGAGACUGUGGCGUUCAGACAGACCCGGGAAGGACACGCGUGGAUAAAUGAGCUGGAGACGCAGACGGAGAAGCUCCGAGCGCUCGUGGAGUUUCAGAACAGGAACCUGAACACCGUCUGCACCUUCCAUCACUGCUACCGUCAAGUCCAGAGGUGGUACCAUGUGGCAGUGUGCGAGAGCUUCCUGCAGGAUCUCCUCUGGAGAACUUGCUCGGACAAACGUGAACAUCUUCGCUCACAAGAGCAGCGUGAAGUCUUCUCGGUGAUCGAGGGGUUUCUCAGGUCGCAUCCUCCUCCUGAAGCGGACGAGCUAAUGCAGUUAGCGCACCUGGCUAAUAUCGUACCUGAUGCACACCUGGAGAACGCGGGGAAGCAGCUGGCGCAGAGGUGUGCGAGUUUACGCAAGGUGUUGUCGUCUCCUGCUUCUGUGGCGUUUCGGGACCUCCAGCUGGCUCUGCAGUGGCAGUACGAGUACCUCAAGGGCAGACAUGAAAUCGCAGAUUCGACCUCUGACCUUCACACUCGGCGUGUCCUUCGAGAUUCGGAUUUCUCUCCACACUCUCUACACGUCGACGCUUCGAAAAGACGUGGCGCAAACUAUCUUUCGCUGCUUCAGUCCGGAGCAAAGCCGCCAUCCCUCAGCUCCUUUGAUUCUGGGUUUGACGGAGCAGGAAGUGGUCAUCUUGAAACAGGAAGUGGGAAGACAUGCCAAGAAGUCGAGGCAUCCAGAGCGAAAUCUCCUCAUCUGCAUGUCUGUGAGGAGAACGUCUCCAGCGUAUCGGAGGGUCUCCCUGAGGAGAAGUCUCCUCGAGCCCCAGGUAUCUGCAUCAUUCCGAAUGCGAGCGGCGACUCUGUAAACUUUGAGAUCACCGUGACACGCUCGGCCACGCUUCCCAAAAACCCCUGGCUGAGUCUUCCUGUGGAUGAUCUGGAGAACUGCUACACUGUGAUCAUCUCUCCCAGCCAGCAGAGGGCGACGAGGCGCUGCGACCGGUUAACGCAGACCACGCAUACAAGCGUGUGCAAUUUCCAGGACCAGAGUACUGACUGGAGCCCCAUCCACAACGUUCUCUCAAGCACGGUUACAGAUGGAGGACGUGAAGCUGAAACGUCUGAGACAGUUCCCACGCUCCUCUGGGACUCGUAUGACCUCCAUGACCUCAUGCACGACUCCGAUAGCGUGUUGCUUGGCGAGUCGGAGUGCGAAUGGGAAAUAAAAGAGCAGCAAGAGCUCCGAGCUGUGGAGGACACGCUGAGCCGGGCGGCUGGAAUCCUGCAAGAGGAGGAGAGCGUCCUUGCUCAGGAGGAGAUCUUGGAUGUCCUCCUGGAAGCAGACAAUCCAAACAGAUUGUGGCCUUCGUGGAACGAAGAUCAUCAGUUUACUCAGAUGGCAUCCAGUGACUUGGUGGAAGAAGGUGUGAUUGGAUUGGAGGCUGGUCUUGCCUCCCUUAAUCUUGGAUCUGAUGUUUUGUCUCAGGAAAGUCCAAGAGUUAGUCAGAGUGGCAGUGAUACUCCAUCAGACCCAGGUUGUGACCCACUCCUUCAUCUUCAACUAGGAAAUGGAGGUCCUGAUCGAUCAGAGCUUUUGAAGGAGAUGGAAAAUCUGAAGCUCUUGGAGGAAAAGAUCGUCGAGGAGAACUUGAAAAUCAGUGAGCUGCGUCGCUGUGAGUCCGAGGAAGGGACGUCCUCUCUGAGCCUCAGUGAGGACCGGAAGAAGUUCCUCGAGAAACUGGAGCAAGAGACGAAAGAAGUGGAGGAGAUGGAGAGGAACCUGAGCAGGGAGAUGAAGAAAGGCAAGCUAAAGCGUCGGAGCAGGAGUCGUAAAGUUGUGCCGUGUUCCGUUAUGGGGAAAUCUUCAGUGUUGAAGGAUGAUGAAGCUCUCCUUAUGACCUGCAGAAGAUCAGCACAAGUCCUCAGUAAUGGGGAGCCGUGUUUUGAGGAACCCACCAAUCAUCAACCUUCAGACAUGGCUGCAGACGAUCACGUUCAAAGCAAAUGUUCAGGUACAGAAGCGUCCAUCAGUUCUACGUGUUCUAACGUAGCUUCAGGUUAUUUAACCAAUGACCACGUAAACACGGUCUUAACUUCUCAGGAUCUGCAGAGUAUCGCCUCUACUGCAUCGUCCGUAUCGGUUUCUGUGCCUUCACUCGUGGAAGAUGGUGUCCGCGGACGUGACUUUGAGACGAAAGAAAUGUCAGACUCGAUAUCUUCAAAUCUUUCUAAUCCUCAAGGUCUUGCUGUUGAAGAACCAGAAGAUCUCUCGGAUCCUCUCGAUGCGAGUGACGCGAGUGUUCACGUGGAUCCUUCAGAAACCUCGGACGCAACUGAGCGGUGCAAUGACGAUCUCGAGGUGGAAACCUCAACGUCAGAGGACGCAUCGUCUCCUGCGUUUGAUCCUGGUGGUCCAACACCUCUUCCUCGAUCUUUUAGACUGGAUAAAUGGAUGAGUGCAGAUUCUGUAGAAAACUCAUCCGAUCCCAAACCAAAAGAACGCAAGAAUCCUCCAUGUAGAACAUCACCAGUAGACCUCAAAAACCAGAAUGCCAACAAUAACAACCUUCACGCUGUGGAUCUCGCUGUUGGUUCAGAGAACGUGCUUGAAGAACCUGGAAGCUCUGAACGUAUCGACAGAGCUGAAGCUCCGAGAUCAGAUGCGAGGUGUGACCGUCUGAUCAACAGGCCUCCAUCAGAUCUGCUUGAAAUCGGGUCUGGACCUUCUGCAGCAGUGGGGAGAGAUGAGGUGGAAGUUCAAGAGCGUGAUGCUGACGGUGCCUUAACGAGACGUGUCUGCAGAUCAUCGGUGCAGGAACAUCUUCAGAUCUGCACUAGAGAGAUGAGUGCUUUUCGGACCCCUGUGGUGUUGGACACCGGUUCCAGUUUGGUGAAGGCGGGGUUUGCGGACCAGGACCUGCCCACCACCAUCUUCCCCACCGCCGUUGGACUGCCCAAGUACGAGGAGGUCAUGAGUGGCGGUGUGGGGCGUGGCGUGUAUGUGGGACACGACGCCCAGCACAUGAGGGGUGUGUUAACGCUUCAUUACCCGAUGAGGAGCGGCGCCGUGUCCGACUGGGAUCAGAUGGAGAUGAUCUGGAGUCACGCGUUUGAGCAGUUGCGUGUGUGUAGUGAGGAUCACCCCGUGUUGCUGACGGAGGGAGCGAUGAGCGCACGUGAGAACCGCCAGCGUUCCAUCCAGCUCCUGUUCGAAUCCUUCAGUGUUCCACUCGCGUACAUGGCGAUGCAGCCGGUACUGGCACUGUACACAACGGGCCGGACCACAGGUGUGGUGUUUGACUCUGGAGACGGUGAGAGUCACAGCGUCCCCGUGUUCGAUGGUUACUGUUUACCUCAUGCUGUUCAGCGCUUUAAUCUGGCAGGAGCCGACGUCACACUACACCUCAAACAGCUGUUGACGGAGCAGGGCGUGUGCAUGCGGACGUCGGCUGAGAUGGAGAUCGUGCGUGAGAUUAAGGAAAGCUGCUGCUGUGUGGCUCUGAACUAUGAGACGGAGCUUGGCGGAGGAGGCGGAGCCAGUGCACCGGCACAUUACACUCUACCUGACGGACACGUCGUGUCCUUGACGACGGAGCGGUUCAGAGCUCCGGAGAUUCUGUUCAAGCCGGAGCUGAUCGGUCAGGAUUAUUAUGGGAUGCACGAGAGCGUUUUCAAAUCUGUUCUUCAGUCGGACGUCGACCUGCGCAGGGACCUGGUGGGAAAUAUCGUCCUCUCAGGUGGGAACACCCUGCUGACCGGGCUUCCUGAACGUCUGCAGUGUGAGAUCAGUCGUUUGGCCCCUGUGGGUUUGGGUGAGAGGGUAAAGGUCACGAGUCCUGAAGAUCGAGACUUCUCUGUGUGGAGAGGAGGAGCUAUCCUCGCCAGCAUGUCGUCCUUCUCCUCUGCCUGGAUCAGCCAGGAUGAGUACGACGAGUUUGGACCCCAGAUUGUCUUCAGGAAGUGUUUCUGAGCCGCUUCAGAGCGGUGACCUUUCAGAACCGCUUUCAGGAGACAAAUGGGCAGGACACCUCUGUUCUGUUUUGUGUUUUGUUUUGUUUUGUUAAAGCAUUUGGCUUCGUCCUCCUCAGGAGACAUCUCUGGAGGGUUCGCUCUCUCUGAGAAUUCUCCGGAAGGACACCUUUCUUGUCAGGAGUCUGAAGGGUGCACUUUCUCACGAGGUGGCGUCUGUAUUGAGGGACACGCCCUCCGUUAUGACGACCCGCUCGCUGAGCGCUUCCUUUUGGCUGCUCCGCUCUUCAGAAGUGACUCGAGCGGGUCUUUCUCUUUCUAGCAUCUUUCUUCCGACUGAAUCGUCGAUCACGGUGCCAGAUUCUUCUUCCUGACCUGAUCUGUAUAUUUUGUCGUCGUCGUUUGUUCCUUGACGAGCUUUUAAUGUCACUCGUGAGAUGAAGGAUAAUAUUUCUCUUUUUUGUGUGAGCUUCAGACGGACGUCUCCGGAACGUCUUCAGGUUCUUGUAUAUUAAUCUUUAUGAUGAAAUCGAAGGAUGGAGAGUAUUUCUGUGAAUAAGCGAAAGCUCUGAAUGUUUACAUGUGGUGGUGUUUAAUCGUGGGUUUCAGGUCACGAACGUGCAGCCGGAGAUGAAGAUGAACAGACUUUUUUACACGUUUUUUUUUUUUUUUUUCACGUGCCUGCAUCACGUGAGACCGGUGACUCGACGUUUGUGCGUGCGUGUGAGCGUUCUCCGCUCGCGUGUCAUUGCUUUUGUUUGCUGUGUGGAUAAAUACAUAUCCGAUUGAUUUGAUUUUUAUUUUUUUUUGGACUUGAUGUUAAAGUUGUUGGUCACGUGAUGCUCGGUUCUUCACAGAAGUCAGUUUUCUGUCGUUCAUCACAAACUCUCGUUUUGUUUGAUAUUAUUUAAAGUAACGUUUGCUGUUGACUAGCCGGUUAGCUAGCGUGACUCCGAUCAUCAUGACGCCUCGAACACGCGGUUCCUCACGCGUCCCCGUUCUCCUGAUCCAAACUCCUCCUCCUCCUCCUCCUCCUCCUCUGGUUUUCUGAGAUGUUUUCACGUUUGUUUGUGUGGUUAUUUUCACGUUUUUGUGUGUCUGUAAAUCUCUUCAAUCCCAGUGAACGUUUAAUUCAGGAGUGGAAGUAGCGCUGGUACUCGAGCGGGAGAAGGAGACGUUUAAGGGCGCUGGUCUUCUCCGUCUCCGGAAAUGUUCACGUUUAUCCCGAAUCCUGAUCUCGCGCCCCUGUGUGUUUCUGCCAUGUGACCUGUUUUUAAAUAAUAAAUAUUUUAAUCGUAA